Molecule: messenger RNA, 2587 nt
Organism: Hydra vulgaris (swiftwater hydra)
Lineage: Eukaryota; Metazoa; Cnidaria; Hydrozoa; Anthoathecata; Hydridae
Source: RefSeq, a predicted model, not a curated record
UUUUAUAUAGCUGAGAUUUUAUUGUAAAUUUUAACUUAAGGUAUUCUAAAGUGAGUUUGUUUUGUGUUGUUAAUGUGGUUGUUGCUAACCAAUUAGUAAUUGAAUCUCAGCAGUUUAUCAAUAAAAUGAUAAAUGAAAGUAUUUAUGAUUGGUAUUUGGCUUUAAAAGAUACAUCUUAUGAUGCAAUAUAUUGUAGAUAUUGUUUGGAUUUUAAAGUUGAACUGUUCUGCUGCAAGAAAGCUUUAGCCAAAAAGAUAAAUAGAUUAGUUGACACCAUCAGAAAAUUAAAGAAACAACGAAAAAACAAAAAAAUAGCAUUGUUAUUAGGUGAAGCCUUUUUUCCACCUGUGGUAAAUUUUUCUGAUAAUACAGUGAGUGUAUCAGAAAUUCCUAAAGAAACAAUACUGAUAAGCGAAAACAAAAUGCUUAAAAAAGAAAAUAAAAUUUUAAAAAGGAAAAUGGAAUCUAUGAUGGAUUUACAAAUGGAUUAUUUUACACAUCUAAAAGAUUUUAAAGAUAUGUCAAACAAUCUAAAAAUACUUUUUUCGAAAAACUCUCUAAUAGAAGAAUUAAACUUUAUUAAAAAGUGUUAUUGUGAAAAAGAAGAAAAGCUUAAUAAUAUUGAAAACAAAUUAGAGCUAUUAAAGUCAACAAAAGAAUCAUUUAAUGUUAGAAAUUUGAAUAAAAAAAUAAAAUAUCGUGAUACUCAGCUGGAAAUAAAAAAGAAUAAAAUAAAUUCGUUAAAAAAUGAAGAAAAAAAAAUAAGAUUGCAAUUAAAAAAUAAAAUAACAGAUAUUAAUUCAAUUCUUGAAAACUUAGAUAUAAACAUUUCUGAAUUAAAAAAAGAAAAAAUAAAGCUGCAAAAAAAAGUGAGUAAUUAAAAAUUAUUUUGCAAAAUAAAACCAACUAUAUUAAUGACAACAAUAUGAAAGAUGUUAUAAGUUUAGAGAAGGAAGUUGUUUCGUUAUAUAGUAAGACAAACAUUUUAAAAGAGGAGAAUCUAGAACUUCAAAAAUUGGUUUCUUUGCUGGAUGAUGACGAAGUAAUAAUAUUUGAAGAUGGCAGAUGCAGUGAUGACAUUCGAGAAACAAUAAUGAAACUUCUUUCAAUGAACGUGAGUAUGAAUAGUGUCAAUGAAGUCAUAAAAGUAGUUUUAUACAAACUAGCCAAAAAGAACAUAUCUAGACUGCCAUCAGCCGCUGUAAAAUGUAGGUUAAUGCAGGAAGCUUCAAUUUUAGGUCAAUUUCAAGUUGCAGAAGCAAUGCUUGAAAAUAAUUUGAUAAAUAAAAACUCUAAAAUAGGCAAUUGUUUGCAUGGUGAUGGUACUCAGAAAUACCAUAAGCAUUAUCAAAACUUUCAAAUUACUACAACUAGUGGGAAAACUUUAUCUUUUGGUCUGUCAGAAGUGGUUGGCAAAGAUGCAGCAACUGUUUUGCAAAACUUUACUAAUAUAGUAGAUGACAUUUGUGACGUUGUUAGCAACUCAGCCACUGAAAAAGAAAUAAAUUUUGCUAAACUAAUAACAUCAAUAAAAUCAACAAUGUCUGAUCUUUCUUCGGUUAAUACUCUUUUUAAAACCAAACAUUAGAAUGGCUUAAUGGUAAAUCAGAUGAAGAAAGAAAACAAUUGCUUGAAUAUUCAAGAACUAAAGUAACAUUAAUGAAAAGCAAAUAUGAUGAAAGAAAAGAAGCUCUUAAAAAAGAUAAAGCUAUGCACCUUCAAGCCAUGCAAGAAGAAAAAAAUUGAGAAGAAAUUAAACUACAACAUAAAAAAGGUUGCAGCUUGUAAUGAUUUGAUAAAUUUAAAUGUAAGGGCUUGGAUAUCAUUAGAGGAAACAGAGAAAACAGUUUUUAAUAUAGAAGAGCCAUUGAAAUCAAAAGUACUCCUAGCUCAACUUAAUUUUUAUCGCAUAAUCUUAGGUGUCGAAUGUGACAAAAAAUUUUUUUGUAAAACAAAGGUAGAAGGAAGCAAAAGAAUAAACUUGCCUUCAGAGGAAUUAUAUCAAAAUCUUCUUAUUGUUAUUCAAACAAAUUUAACACCAAACAAACAAUCUUUAAGUAAUAAUAUAAGUAAUAAUUUAAAGCCUCGUACAAUGCGUGAUGCAGCUGUUGAAAACAAAAAAAAAGAAUUAAUGGAAAAAGUUCAGGAUGCAAGACUAAACAAAUUAAUAGAGCAACAAAAAAAGCACUCUUUAUCAAAAUUUUUUAACAAUCCAUCUGAUUUUGUAGGUUUUUCUAUACAACAUCGUCUUAGAGAAGAAGAUGCUCAUGAAGUAUCUUGGGAACGUGCGCAAGAGGUUCAAAUUGAUCAAUUAAAUGGUAGAAGAACUACAUACCUUGUUAAGUAUGAUAAUGAACCUGAUGAAUUAUGGUCAUUUCCUUUAUUAAUAGAUUUUGAAAAAGGUGAUCUUAUUCUUUGUAGCUAGGAUUGCGAGGUUUUAUUUAAUGUAAAUUUAGAAUUAUGUUACAGUAUAUAUUAAUCUUAUUUCUUUUAUUGUUAUGUUCCAAUAGUUUUUUUUACUACAUUUGAGUUCAGUGGUUUUUAUUUUUGUAAAUAGUAUGAAUCAUAUCUGAUAUGUUUAUCUGCA